Molecule: messenger RNA, 1357 nt
Organism: Dermacentor silvarum
Lineage: Eukaryota; Metazoa; Arthropoda; Arachnida; Ixodida; Ixodidae
Exons: 1
Coding region: 20-1357 (445 amino acids)
Biological process (GO): DNA integration
Molecular function (GO): nucleic acid binding
Source: RefSeq, a predicted model, not a curated record
AAAUCGAGUGAUAGUGCCAAUGUCUCUUCGCGGAAAAGUGCUAUCGCUGUUGCACGAAGGCCAUCCUGGAAUGGCACGUAUGAAAAUGCUGUCUAGAGGCCACAUGUGGUGGCCCCGCCUUACGCAAGACGUUGAACAAACAGUGAAAUUAUGUGUCACAUGCCAGUUGACCGAAAAUGUGGCACCCAAGGUUCCUGUAAUGUCGUGGGGAGUGUCUAGGCGCCGGUGGGAGCGUGUGCACUGGGAUUUUGCUCAUCGUGAUCAGCAUUGGUUUCUAGUGCUAGUUGACUCCUAUUCAAAGUGGGUUGAAAUGUUUGUCACGAAGUCAACUAGUAGUGAAAAGACAAUAGAGAAACUGCGCACAGUAUUUGCCGCGUAUGGGUUACCGGAAGAAGUGGUAACCGACAAUGGCUCACAGUUUACAUCGGCCCUUUUCGAGACAUUCAUGAGACGGAAUGGCAUUCGGCACACUAAAUCGCCUCCUUAUCACCCGGCAUCAAAUGGCUGCGCGGAGCGUUGUGUACAGACUUUAAAAAAAAUUUUUAAGCAGGUCAUGGACGAACAAAGAAAUGGGCAGAUGAAGUCUCUCCAGCACCGGAUCGACCAGUUCCUAUUCAACUAUAGGAACACGCCAACGGGGGUCACUGAAGACACACCGGCCCAGCUAUUCUUAUCGUGCAAACCGAGGACAAGGUUGAGCCUUCUCCAUCCGGAUAUCGAGCGAAGGAUGAAAGAAAAACUUGAGCGAACAAAGCAGUCGGCAAAUCAGCGCCGAGGUGCGUGGAGGAACUUCGAAGAAGGCGAAGGUGUCCUUGGACAGGGUCUACGCCCCGGGGAAGGGGAGUGGUUGAGUGGCAAGGUAAACAAACGUGUGAGUUCAAGCACUUAUGUGGUCGGGAUAGGGAACGAAGAGCGGUACUUUCACGUGGAUAAUCUGCGACCGCGAACAUUCCAGGAGUGCUUCCCGCAAUCGGUUCAUGCGCCAUCCCCAAACCUCGUACCGCCAGCAUGCAGCCAACACAUUGUGUCUCGUAGGUCGCAAGGUGCACACCCUGUAAACGAUAGCGGUGCGCGAGAGACGGUUCAUGCGCCGUCUCCAAACACCGAACCGCCAGCCGAUAGCCAAGACAUUGUGUCUCACAGGUCUUUAGGGGCACACCCUGUAAAAGACGACGGGGAGCGAAAGGCGCCUGACACCGGUCAAGUAGGUGAACAGGCAGUAGCUGCCAACAAAGAACAUGCCACCCCUCCGGACCCAUCGUCUGCAGGCAGGGAGUUCAGCGGUAGCGCAUCGCCAUCUUCCCAACCGGAGCUUCGACGCAGCACCCGGCAAAGACAGCCGCCCGACCGCUACUAA